Poeciliopsis prolifica (blackstripe livebearer) is the source of this 3367-nucleotide messenger RNA. RefSeq names its product testis expressed 2, like (gene tex2l). The coding region runs from base 248 to 3208 and encodes 986 amino acids. The transcript is spliced from 12 exons. The record is from RefSeq and is a predicted model, not a curated record. Lineage: Eukaryota; Metazoa; Chordata; Actinopteri; Cyprinodontiformes; Poeciliidae. Gene Ontology annotation, molecular function: lipid binding. Gene Ontology annotation, cellular component: endoplasmic reticulum.
CUUGAAUUAGGCCUUUUAGCUGUAAACCGGAAGACGCCCAUAUAAGGAGCUGCGGUGGAACCUAUAGACGUCCAGCUAUAGGAGAGCAGGCAGCAGCUGGAUUAUUUAAUCUGGAUUAUCCUGCAGCGUCACACAUCUGGUAGUCUGGCAGGCGCACACAGCUGAGAGAGAGAUUUUGGUCCAGAACCUCUCAGAUGGAACCGGAACCAACAGCAGAACCAACCAGAGCUUCAGGCUCGGUUUGGACAUGCGAAGCAGAGAAAUGGCGGAUGAUGGGAAAAGCGGGGAGGGAGGAGGCAGGAAGGACACAGGCGAGGGCAGCAGGUCUUUUCAUGACCCUCACCAGUCGCGGGGGAUCGUGAUCCAUCUGACCGGCACCGAAGGGGAGUGGGACAGCUUGGAGGACGAUGAGCUCAUCUUCCCCCUGGAGCACGGCGAGGAGAAGCCGCUUCCUACAGAGGACGACAGAGGCUUGAAGUCCCAGAACUUCUAUGUUCCUCUCUCCCCGUCAUUGCCUGGUUCCCCGGGGAACUGCUCUGCAGCGCCCCCUAGCUUCCUCUCCCCAGGCCCGCGGCCCUCGGCCGGCCUCGUCAAGUCGCUCUCCACGGAGCUUGAGCCGAAAGACGGCUCCACCCUGAGACCCAAGCCUCUCCUCAGCCUGGUGAAGUCCAUCUCCACGGAGCUGUCCCACUCGGAGCCGGAAGUGUCUCAGUCCAGAUCGGACUCCCGUCUCAACCUCCACCUGUGGAAACAGCUGACCCAAACCAAACCUGGGCGCGGCGGGGACUCCCGCACGGCCCCGCCGUCCCCCAGCGCGGAGGGCCUGCGGGGGGGCUUCUUCAAGGUGGAGGACACGAAGAGGAAGCUGUCGGAGGCCAUGCAUGAGCCUCUGAGCUGCAUGUUCAGCAGGAUCCUGGGGGAAGACGGCGCAGGAAGCCCCAAGCAGCAGGGCAGGGCCGCGGCGGCUCAGCGGGGGAGGGACGGCGGCCAUGACCCCGUCCUGGACCCCGUCCUGGACCCCGUCCUGCCAGAGUCUCCGGCGGGGACCGCAAGGAGACCAGAUGGAGACGUACUGCCCGUGUUGGACUGGCCGUCGGUGGGCGCGCGGCCCUGCGGGCGGCCCGCUCGUCGCGACGCGCGGCCCGCUGAUCGCCGCAGAGACCCGGAGCUGGAAAUAUGCCAUGAUGAUGACACGAUGCAGGUGUUCGCCAUUGAAGCUCCCAGCGGGGCCGGGAGGCCGCCUGGAGCUCCAGCAGCGAACACUUCCGGGUCCGGACCGGAUCCUCAGCCUCCGCCACGCAUGAGUCUCCUCUGCGUGGCGGUUCUGUCCUACGGAUACUUCGUGCUUCCUGUGGGCCCGUACGUGUCGGGCCUGGCGUUGGGCCUGGCUCUGGGCUUCCUGCUCGGCCUGUUCCUCGUGCGGCUCGGUUCGUCCGGCUCGGCUGAGGCGCACAGACCCGCGGCGGUUCGGUUCCCGGGCGGCUCCAGCGCGGAGCCCGGCGCCCUGCAGGGUUGGAUGAACGAGAUCCAGGAUUACGACCCAGAAAUCUUCCACCCGGCUCUGACUCACUCCGUGUUCGCCACGCUGCAGGGCUGCAGCCUCCGGCUGGAUUACCCACGCUGCAACAUCAGGCGCCGCACCGUGCGCGGCGACGACCCGCCGCAGGAAGUCAGCUUCAUCAAGACGCGCUGCUUCCAGCUGGCAGAGAGCAAAGUCUUCCUCCUGCCGGCGGCGCUGGCUCGGAAGAGAGUCUGGAACCCCAAGUAUCCCAUCUGCAUCCAGCUUGGAGCAGAGGAGGACGGAACCGGGUCAGAACAGAACCUAGGUUCUGAUCCGGCACAGACUUCCUCCACUCAACCUGGCGCCGCCCCGCCUGCGCUCUACCUGUUCGGAAGGACGGGCCGGGAGAAGGAGGAGUGGUUCCGCCAUCUCCUGCUGGCGUCUGCGAUCCGGGACGGGCCGAGCCCCGGCCGGUCCAAACGACCCGGCACUCCGUCCCAGAGCGUCCCCGUCCCCAGGAGCCGAGGCCCCAGCAGCAGCGACGACGACAGCGCCACGCCCGCCACGCCCACCACGCCUACAGCCUCCUUCGGUCCUGCACUUCCCUGCAGCACCACCGGGGGUCUUUCUGCACUCGACUAUCACAGCUACAUGGCCCGCCUCCUGGCUGCACACGAGGCCACGCCCCCAUGCAGCCCCGGGGCUAGCCGCGCAGAGGCUAGCCCCAAGGCUAACACCACCUGUACCUGCAAUCAGGCCACGCCCCCCGGAGAUGGUCCCACCUCCUGGGUCAAUGCUCUGAUUGGCCGGAUCUUCUGGGACUUCCUGCGAGAGAAGCAGUGGGCCGACGCCGUCGCCUAUAAGAUCCAAAAGAAGCUGAGCAGAAUCAGACUGCCUUACUUCAUGAACGAGCUGACGCUGACCGAGCUGGACAUGGGCUGCAGCAUGCCACACAUCAUGGCCGCCUCCAGGCCAGAGGUCAACCACAGAGGCCUGUGGGUGCAGCUCCAGCUGGUUUACACCGGGAACCUGCAGAUGACGCUGCAGACCAAGUUCAACCUGACCAAGCUGGGCAAAGAGAGCAGAGAGGAGACGGUGCAGAGCGGCCCCGAAGCUGGAGGCCCCAGCUGCAGGCCCGUCCUCAGCGUGUUGGCGGACAGCGAUGAAGAGUCGUCCAGCGCUGCUUCUUCUGACGAAGAGGAGCUGCUGCUGUCGGAGUCUCACUGUCCAUCCGGGGAGAAAGGCUCAGUGGCGCCCCCCGAAGGGGCUGGCGGAGGAAGAACCGGGAGGAAGAUUUUAAGAUUUGUGGACAAAAUCACCAAAUCCAAGUGUUUCCAGCGAGCGGCGGAGAGCGAGUUCAUCAGGAGGAAGUUUGAGGAUUUGUCCAACACGCCGCUGUUGCUGUCGGUGGAGGUCCGGGAACUGUCCGGCACGCUGGUGGUCAACAUCCCAGCGCCCCCUACUGACAGGAUCUGGUACAGCUUCUGCGCGCCGCCCAAACUGGACCUGCAUGUUUGCCCCAAGCUGGGGCAGCGGGAGCUGAGCUUCUGCCCGGUGAGCGACUGGAUCGAGAAGAAGCUCCAGGACGAGUUCCAGAAAGUGUUUGUGCUGCCAAACAUGGACGACAUUUCCGUCCCGCUGAUGCAUGCUGGGAUGGACGAGUUCCUCAGUCCCUGCGGGGAGGAUCCGGCCGCCGCUCACCGCUAGUGCCUCGCUGCUGAUGGAAACCAGGAAGAACCCAGUAAAACCAGUACACUCUUCGUCCACAUGUCAAUCGUCUGAUUUUAGUUACUUAUUCAACAUAAAUCAGUUUUAUUCUGGAAUAUUAGAUGUGAAACAUUCAGAAAUAAAAGCUUUUUAAAUUAA